AUGACCAGUCCAUGCGGGCCGCAGCCAGCACACGCGCCGCCGGCCGGCUGGCGCCUGCUUUGCACCGACCGGCCGCUGUCUGUCGCGGCGCUGCGCCGCAGGGGCAAGCACGACAUCGCCUUUGGCAGCGACCACCUGCUGCUCCGCAACAGCCAGCGCGUGGUGGCGGUGCCCUACUCGGCCAUACAGCACGUCGCGAUCUUGGAGCAGGUGCCGAAGGAGCCCAAGGACAAGAACUGUGUCGUGCUGGCGCUGCGCAGGGACUCAGACAUCAAGGCGGGCAAGCAGCGACUGGACGUCAUUGUCGCUCAGACCAAAGUGUCCCCAGAGGUGUCCGUGGCGGUGCCGCCCGGCUGCGAGCAGCUGGCGUCGGGCCCCACCCUUGCGGGCCCCGCGGCGGUGGUGCUGUGCCAGCUGCUGGGGGCGCACAUCCCCGACAUCCUGGACGACACCUUCACCAGCAGCGACCCCUCGGUCUUCAAGGCGUCCUCCGGGGAUCUCGCGAUCUCCGCCAACGUCCGCACGGCUUCCGGCUGGCUCUUCCCGCUGCCCGGCGCGCUGCUGUUCCUCGGGAAGCCCGCGCACUUCCUGCGCCAUUCCGAAAUCGCCGGCGUCGAGUUCGCGCGCCUAGGGACGAGCAGCACGUUUGACCUGACGGUGCACGUCCGAGGCGGCGGGCGGGUGGAGUUCGGGCAGGUGGGGCAGGGGGAGGCGCCGCGGCUGCAGGCCUACGUGCAGGAGCGGCGGCUGCCGGUCGGGCCCCCGGACCCCAGCGCCGCUGCCAGGCCCCAGGCAGCCGCCGGCAGCAAGCGGGCGGCGAGCGGCGGCGGCCCCAGCGCAGCCGCGCACGGCGGCACAGCGGCGUACGGGGCGCCGCCGGGCGCCGCGGCGGGGUUGGAUGAUGAGGGGUCCGAUGAAGAGGAUUCUGAUUUCGACCCUGAGGCGGCAGACGCAGCCGAGCAGCCGCACGGCGGCAAGCGGCAGCGCACGGGCAGCGCGGGCGCUGGUACGAGCGGGGCAGGCGAGGAGGGGGAGGAGCUAGGCAGCGAUGACAGCGAUGAGGAGGACGCGGAGGAGGACGAUGACGAGGAUGAUGACUCAUCGGACGUGUCGCUGGUGGCCACCGAUGACAUGAGCGAUGGCGACGGUGGCGAAGAGGACGACUGA
This is a messenger RNA of Monoraphidium neglectum, 1167 nucleotides long. RefSeq lists its product as hypothetical. The transcript is spliced from 9 exons. Lineage: Eukaryota; Viridiplantae; Chlorophyta; Chlorophyceae; Sphaeropleales; Selenastraceae. Gene Ontology annotation, molecular function: DNA binding; nucleosome binding; histone binding. Bases 1 to 1167 code for a protein of 388 amino acids. The record is from RefSeq and is a predicted model, not a curated record. Gene Ontology annotation, cellular component: nucleus; FACT complex.